AUGCGACGCACCCGGCUCAGUACUUUAUCACCAGCAAAGGGAUGAACAAGAUGAGACAUCGGGUGGUUGUGGCGAUUCUCGCGUUUCUGGCAACUGGAAGCGGUUUUUGUGACGCAGAAAGACAGACGCGGGAAGCAUCCGAAGACAUAUUUUUCAUUGAGAACGAUUGCAACACGACUGAAAAAUUCGCCAUGGUUAUUCAUGGAUGGAAAGAGAGUUGUUCAACUGAAUGGGUCAUUGACACGAUAUCCAAUCUGACGUUGCAUCGAGGGGGCUGCAUAAUUUGCAUGGACUACAGUAAGUAUUCUAUAGAUGACUACUUCAAUGGGUUGGUACCCAAGUUUCCUUUGGUGGUGGAAGCCAUUCUUGGUAAACUGGAAGAAUUGGAAGUGCGAGGCUUCGAUCCUGCCAACGGAUACCUGUUCGGGUUCAGCUUUGGGGCUCAAUCUUCCAUAGAAGCCGGACGGCGGUUCGGAUUUCGGAGGAUCGGUAGAAUAGACGUGUGCGACCCCGCCGGCCCAGGAUUUGAUGGGGACCGUGUUUUUUCUUCGUUGGAUCCAAAAUGUGCGGCAAAAAACGUUCAGUGUAUUCACACGAGCAAUGACAAGGGAACGUUUGUUCGCGAAUGCAGCCAGAACUGGAAUAUGGGCAAUUGCGGAACAAACCAACCGGCAGCCGGUCAAUAUCCGAAAGGAUCGCACGGCUUGUGUCCCUAUUUUUACAACAGUGCGUUCGUGAACGAGUUUCGCGCUGUAGAUAAACCAAAAGAGUGCUUUUCAUUUCGGGCGGUUGCGCCUAUCCCUGAAGGAUUUCGAAUGGGAUAUUUCUCCGAGAUGGACCGUGGCCUCAUCGGUGAUUAUUUCUCACGUACCACCUCAGCGUAUCCUUACAAUGAACUCCCCGACAAUGACUAACUGAUGAUGCUUGAUCACACCAUAGGCAGCUCUCUUUCGUUAUUUUUAAAGCGAAGAUCAUCGAUUAUUGAGCCAAAAACAGUAUCUGUGUCAGCUUCACUGCUUUUUAAGAUAACUCCCAGUGCAAUAAAUCAAGCAGUAUUUACACGAAUCGGGCAUAAUAUGCUCAACCAACUCUUAAAGAGUUGUUUUAAACGUUCUAUAAGAAAAAGUAGAAGGUUGUAUCCGAGAUACGACCACCAAUUGGACGUAGGAAUACGUUAAGUGUAAAAUAUUUUAUUUUGAAAUUCUGAAUAUGUUUACUGACCCUGAUCUAAACUUCAUGAAUUCUCU
Messenger RNA from Armigeres subalbatus, 1247 nucleotides. Its product is annotated as inactive pancreatic lipase-related protein 1-like. Gene Ontology annotation, molecular function: lipase activity. The coding region runs from base 42 to 914 and encodes 290 amino acids. Gene Ontology annotation, biological process: lipid catabolic process. The record is from RefSeq and is a predicted model, not a curated record. NCBI's taxonomy places the organism in Eukaryota, Metazoa, Arthropoda, Insecta, Diptera, Culicidae. The transcript is spliced from 4 exons.